UUAGGUACGGAGUGCUGCAGUUUUCGAGAUUUCCUCUCUUUUCUUGUUGUACUCAUUUUUUUCCUGGAUUCUAUCACUUUUCAUCCCGCGCACCCGUAAAUUUAGGUAUUUAUUGUCACCCUCUUGAAAAUGUCCUCGUCGUCCGAGUCGAGUUUUGACGAGCCCGAGGAGUGCACCGUGGCGAAUGUGGCGGUGCUGAACAAGUACAAAUUAGCCGGAGAAAUUGCUAACAAGGUCGUAAAGAGUGUGGUGGAGAAAUGCGCGGCGGAGCAGUCGGUGCGGGAGUUAUGCGAGGCGGCCGACGCCCUGAUCAUCGCGGAGACGUCGUUGAUUUUCAAGAAGGAGAAGGAGCUGCGCAAAGGUGUGGCCUUCCCCACGUGCAUUAGCGUCAACAACUGCGUCUGCCACUUUUCGCCCCUCAAGAACGACACGGACGUCGUGCUGAAGGACGGGGACCUCGUCAAAAUUGAUUUGGCCGUGCACAUUGACGGAUACAUCGCCAGUGUUGGAUAUUCACAUGUGGUUGGCGCUACGAAGGAGAACCCGGCGAGCGGACGGAAGGCGGACGUGAUCCGGGCGGCGUACACGGCCCUGGACGCCUCCAUGCGCCUCAUUAAGGGCGGCGUUGAUAACUUCAAAGUGACGGAGGUGAUCCAGAAGGCGGCGGAGGCGUUCCAGUGCAAGCCCAUCGAGGGCAUGCUCUCGCACCAGCUGUACCGCAACCAGUUCGAGGGCAAGAAGAGCAUCAUUCAGAACCCCAACGAGGCCCAAAAACGUGAGCACGAGAAGUCCGAGUUCGACGUGAACGAAGUGUACGCGCUGGACAUCCUGGUCAGCACGGGCGAGGGCAAGGCCAGGGAGGUGACGGCGCGCACCACCAUCUACCGCAAGACCGACUCCUCCUAUCCGCUCCGCAUGAAGACCUCCCGGGCUUUCUUCUCGGAAGUGGGCGCCAAGUACGACAUGAUGGGCUUCUGUCUGCGCUACUUCGAGGACGAGAAGAAGGCGCGGCUGGGCAUCGCCGAGUGCGUCAACCACGGCCUGCUGACGCCCUUCCCGGUGCUGUACGAGAAGGAGGGCGACCUGGUGGCGCAGUUCAAGUGCACCGUCGCCAUCACCGCCACCGGCCUCCAGAAGAUCUCCGGCUUCCCGCUCGACGUGGACGCCUACAAGUCCGACCACAAGAUCGCCGACGCCGACCUCAAGGAGGCGCUGAGCACGGGGACGAAGACGAACAAGAAGAAGAAGGCCAAGGCCAAGAAGGCGGCGGGCGAGGCGGCCAACGCGGCGAUCAUGGGCUUGAGCCUGAAGGAGAAGGACGGCCAGCCGCAGCCCAGCCAGGACGGAUCAUCGGCAGCGGAAGCGGCGGCGGGCGCGGGCGGAGAUCAGGCUAAGGAGACGAGCACCGCGGUGCGGGACGCCUAAAGGCCCGCCUCCCGCCCGUCAACGUGUCCAGUUGUAUUACCUUCUUUCCGCCGGACUCCAAACAAACUUUCCUUCACCACUGGCUCGGUUUCCCUGGGGACGGGACGACGUCCCACUUGUGUGGAUAGGCGCCACGCCCCGGCGUCCGGGGCGUGGCUGCUGAUGACGCUGGUUCUGGUUGUCGUAGACGAGCUGCGCUGUCCGCGUUGCGCGCGCGACUCGUGUUGGCUGACUUGUCGAUAGUCCGCGGCAGCGCCGAGCGCAGCUCUAGUUUUUUACUUGUUCUCUAACACACUGAUACGGCUCCUCUCUUCGAUCAUUUAACAAAAACAACAACUACCAACUGUUGAUCCGUU
Molecule: messenger RNA, 1781 nt
Organism: Paramacrobiotus metropolitanus
Lineage: Eukaryota; Metazoa; Tardigrada; Eutardigrada; Parachela; Macrobiotidae
Product: proliferation-associated protein 2G4-like
Exons: 9
Coding region: 130-1425 (431 amino acids)
Source: RefSeq, a predicted model, not a curated record